UUUUUAUUUUUUUGUUUUUGUUAAUUUAUUACAUGUAAUUUCCGUUCCCUACUAACUUUAUUUCUUCUUUUAAUUUAUGGGUUUUUUACUUGGUCUCCCUGUUUAUCUCAUUUCGUCCCUUCUCCAUUUUUUUGUUUUCUUUUUGUCUCUUCAUUUCUUUUGCUCUUUUUAUUCUUCCCUUCCUUCAUUUUUUCCAUUGUUUUUUAUUUCCUCUUCGUUCCUUUCGUCUUUUUCAUUCCUUUACACUACCCUUCGUUCCUUUCAUUUUUAUUCCAUUCCCACUUCAUCUUUUUCGUUCCUUUACACUAA
Molecule: messenger RNA, 309 nt
Organism: Rhizophagus irregularis DAOM 181602=DAOM 197198
Lineage: Eukaryota; Fungi; Glomeromycota; Glomeromycetes; Glomerales; Glomeraceae
Source: RefSeq, a predicted model, not a curated record